Molecule: messenger RNA, 2528 nt
Organism: Nilaparvata lugens (brown planthopper)
Lineage: Eukaryota; Metazoa; Arthropoda; Insecta; Hemiptera; Delphacidae
Product: protein PRRC1
Exons: 8
Coding region: 546-1601 (351 amino acids)
Biological process (GO): activation of protein kinase A activity
Cellular component (GO): cytoplasm
Molecular function (GO): protein kinase A regulatory subunit binding
Source: RefSeq, a predicted model, not a curated record
UAUAAUAAGUUGAGGUUUUAAAUUAGGAUUAUAGUUGAAAUAGAAAAGGAGUUGAUGGGAUAGAAAAAAAUAGAAGUCCAGUUAAAGUUAUCAGAAUUGUGCAAGUACUAUUUAAAUCUAUCAUAUAAUUUCAGAAUUUAAAAUUGUUAAUUUUUUUCAUUGUAGUUCCAUUUGGAACUUUAGCCUUUCGUCUUAUUCACUAAAGCAGCUGAUUACUCUUUUGACGUUUCGUUUCGACAAUGACAAUAAUAAAUAAUGAAGAAAACUGAUUUUUGCUUUGUUUUUGUUAAAAAGAGUUAUGUAGAUUGUUUUGAUUAAGUAAUUAGUAAUGCUUAUUAUUUAAUAAAAGUUUAUUCUUCUAGUAUUAAACGUUGUCUGUUUUAAUUUAUUUAUACAAUCGAAGUGACAGGUGAAGAUUGUGAAUUUAUCUUGUAGGCCUAAGCUACAAUAUCGUAUCUGUUAAUGAAAUCAACAAGUAGUUUGAUUUUUUAGACAAAAGGGUAGGAUAUUGCUAAAAGUGGACAUAAUUAAAUGCUUUGUGAAAAAUGCAAGCGGAUUCAAAAAGUGAUGCAAAAGUAGAAGAAAUGAGUUCUUCUCAAACGUCUUCAUCUUCACCCUCAUCAUCCACUGCAUCUCUUCAAAAUAAAGAUGCGGCGGCAGCAGCAAAAAGUGGCCUACUGUCCAGUGUUAGUCCACCGUCAGCUCUGCCCUCCUUCGUUCCUGUUCCAGCGGCAGCUGCUGCCUCCAACACCGCCCCCGCGCCACUCUUCCAUCCAACCACUUUCAGCCCAGCCAUCCCGGCUGACAAGGCGAGCGGUGAGGGCGUGGGAGUUGGGAAGGAGGGUGGAGGGGCAGGAGCGGUGGCUGGAGAGGGGGGGUUCGGCCUGAUGGGGUGGGUGAGGGGUGCGGUGGACACCUCCAGCAGUAUUGUCUCCAAGGUGGCCGAGAAAGCCAAGAGCUCAGUUGACACUAUGAUCACCACUUUGGAUCCUCAGAUGAAAGAGUUGCUGUCACCUUCAGUACUGUUCGAGGUUGUAGUGACGUCUGAGGAGGAAAUCGAAAUAAGCCCGAUUCGGGAAGCCUUCCAUCAAAUCUUUGGUAGCCAGAAAGUGACUGUGAGGGGUGUGCGAGGGACACAAGAGGAGGAAUGCGUGGCGGGGGCGGUCUCAGCUGUGCAGCCGGUUGGCUUCGAGGCGGCGCAGCAGAAGGCGUGGAAGCGCAUUGAAGCGCUGCGUGCAGCUCUGCAGCAGCCCGGACCAGUUGUGGCUGUCGAGAGCUUCAUCACUGAACUCUCACCCGACAAAUGGUACGACGUGCACGCGAUAGUGUUGUCGGAUAGCAGCAACGGGAUAGUGGUGGAGACGUUCAGCCAGAUGACGCCGAUCCCCAGCUCCAUCGUGACGCUGGCUCAGGACGACACCCCCGCCGACUAUCAACAUAAGGCGGCCGGGUUCGCCGUCGAUAUUGCCACCAUCAUGGCCAGUAAUCUUCAUGUGCAUGAAUCUGAAUGGCACCACGCAUUGACCGGAGUAAGUAGGAGAGACAUGAUUCUUCUAGCUGCUAAAUCUUUGGUCAAUAUUUAUAAGAACAGUCUCCAAUAAAGUAUUGUAUAUUGUGGUUGUUGUUCUUCUUGUAUAAUUUAUUUGCACGAUAAGUUGAAAACUUCAAGUGCAUUUCAACCAUCAGUCUCUUGUAGGAUUGUUUGAAAGUCAGUGUUUACAGGAUUGAUCUUUGCAAUAAUAUCAGAAGAUAAUAUUUAUAAAUUAAGUGAUAUUAGAUAAUAUUUAUCUGUUGAUCAAUUUUUGUUUUUCAUAAGCUACUUGAACUGUUAUCCUACAGUCAAUUUCUCAUUCUCAUCUUUGUCUAUUAAAAAAAAAGAAAAAUUGUACAUUGUGAUCCAAUGUGUUGUUUUGUACUGUACUAGUAAUCUGUAGUAUAAAUCUUGACAAGAUUUAUGGAAUUAAUUUGAAAAGUAAGUAUUUGUUGUGAAAGAGGUAGUGUGACAGGGAAAAAUAUGAGAAGUAUGACCUAAUGCUAUCCCAGAGAGUGAAGUAAAUUUCCUGAACAACUUUGAAUGCUAUCAAUUAUUGCAGUUUGUCAGCUGUACCCAACAACUCUGAAUCUAAUAAAAUUUAUCUAUUUAUGAUAGUUAUUGAAGGAUAUGUACUUGAAGUUUUCAAAUGUAUGCACUAAUUUUGUAUUUAUUCUGUUUGUUCUAUACAGUCUUGUAUAAAAAAUAUCUUGAGAAUAAUUAUUAACUUAAUAAACUGGAAUAGCGUUUAUAUUAUGAUUUUUUAUCCUCUCUACUAAUUGAAAAAAAUUACUUGUUCAUUUUGUUAUACCAAUCUGGAGCUGCUCCAUCCUUGCAAUGAUAAUGCAGUGCAUUUCUAUCUUUUAUUUAUUAACUAUUUAUUAAGAUAACAUUAUUUGUAUAUGUAAUUCUUGUAGGAUUAGUAACCAUGUGAGUGCUGUAUUUUGAUAUAAACUUGUAAGUAAUAGAAUAAAUAAAUGUUUGUAAUAUCUAUCUG